CUUUGUAUGCCGUGAGCGUCGGGAAUUGUCUUGGAAGUGUAUUUCGUCGUGCAGAUUUUUCGUUAUUCUACCGUAAAACUCCCCGUAAAACGAACAACUUGGUGCAAUUUACAUCGGCGGCUUACCGAAGGACAGCACUGAAACAUGAAUCGUCGCCGCGCUUAUGAGGAUGACGGCGAUUUCUACGGUGAGCGAAAUCGCAAACGUCGCCGGAUGUCCGAGAACCAGGAUGUGGAAGAACGUUUGGAAGCGCUGAUUCUGCGAGUUGGCGAAAACAGUUCGUCCUCGCUGGAAUCUAAUCUGGAAGGUUUGGUAUCGGUGUUGGAGUCCGAUUUGGGCAAUUUUCGAAGUAAAAUCUUGAGAUUUCUGUCCGAGUGUCCUAUAAAGAUGCCCGAGAAAUGUACGAUUUAUUCCACGAUAGUUGGAUUGAUGAACGCCAAGAACUACAACUUUGGUGGGGAACUUGUGGACCAUAUGGUGAAGACUUUCAAGGAAAGUUUGAAGCAAUGCAAGUGGGACACGGCAAGAUAUGCGCUGCGAUUUUUGGCGGAUUUGGUGAAUUGCCAUGUCAUAUCGACAAAUUCUCUACUGCAGUUGCUGGACAAUAUGGUUGAUGCGGCAAAUGAGGAUUCCGUGCCGCAGGUGCGCCGUGAUUGGUACGUUUUCGCGGUUCUAUCGACGCUGCCGUGGGUCGGUCGUGAGUUGUAUGAGAAGAAAGAAUCGGCAUUGGAGAAUUUGUUGGUUCGAAUCGAAGUGUUUCUCAAUAAGCGAACGAAGAAGCACCACAACGCGUUGAGAGUUUGGUCAGUGGAUGCACCCCAUCCGCAGGAGGAAUACUUGGAUUGUCUGUGGGCGCAGAUUCGUAAGCUUCGCCAGGACAACUGGACCGAGAAGCAUAUUCCUAGACCGUAUUUGGCGUUCGAUUCCGUGCUUUGUGAAGCGCUUCAGCAUAAUUUGCCUUUGAUUCAUCCACCUCCCCAUCAGGAGAGCUUUGAGUAUCCCAUGCCGUGGGUUGUCUAUCGAAUGUUUGAUUACACGGAUUGCCCCGCCGGUCCGAUUCUGCCCGGAGCGCAUUCGAUUGAACGUUUCCUGAUAGAGGAACAUCUUCAUUCAAUCGUCGAAGUUCACCACUGGGAGCGCAAGGAUUGUGCCGCUCACCUGUUGAAUCUAUCCUACAAGGAUAAGAUCCCUCUCGAGUACUGCAUUGUUGAAGUGAUCUUCGCAGAGUUGUUCCACAUGCCGACUCCACGCUAUUUGGAAAUCUGCUACGGAUCGAUUCUGAUCGAGUUGUGUAAGUUGCAGCCCUCGAAAAUGCCCCAGGUGUUGGCGCAGGCUACGGAAAUUCUUUUUAUGAGAAUCGAUUCUAUGAAUACCAGCUGCUUCGAUCGGUUCGCCAACUGGUUCUCGUAUCAUUUGAGCAACUUCCAGUUCCGCUGGAGCUGGGACGAUUGGGACAGCUGCCUGCUGCUGGAGAUGGAGCAUCCGAGGCCGAAGUUCAUCCAGGAGGUGCUGCUGAAGUGUUUGAGGUUUUCGUAUCACGAUCGGUUCAAAGAUAUGAUGCCGGAAACGUAUUCAAAGCUGAUCCCGAGGGCACCGUUGCCCUCAUACAAAUAUACGAUGGAAGGAGCCGCCUCGCUCCCGGGAACGGCAACGGCCCACAAACUGGUGGUUGCCAUCCGCCAGAAGUGCACCCCGGAGGACGUGCUGAACGAACUGAAGGAUUUGCCCAAUCCACGGGAGACUUCCGAGAACGAUAUGGUCGAAUCGACCUUCAAUCCGCUCAAGAUCGAUGUUUUUGUGCAGACGCUAUUGAAUCUGGGCUCCAAGAGUUUUUCCCACACAUUCGCGGCGAUCUCCAAGUUCCACAUGGUGUUCAAGUCACUGGCCGAGACAGAGGAAGCACAGAUCUGCAUUCUGCACAACGUGUUCGAGUUGUGGUCUUCGCAUCAGCAGAUGAUGGUGGUGAUCAUUGACAAGCUGCUAAAGACGCAAAUCGUCGAAUGUUCGGCCGUGGCAACUUGGGUCUUCUCGAAGGAAAUGGUUGGCGAGUUCACCAAAAUGUACUUGUGGGAGAUUCUGCACCUGACGAUUAAGAAGAUGAAUCAACACGUCACAAAAUUAAGCAAAGAACUGAGCGACGCCAAGGAGAGAUUGGACCGUAAUGCCGAGUCAUCUUCGAGCGACUCGGAAGAGGAAGCGACGGCAAGUGGUGGUGCCCCGGCACCGCCUCGUCGCCGAAAGAAGCCCAACAACGAUGACGCGGAGAAACCAACGGAGGAACAAGUGGAGCGAAUGGAGGAGAAAUUGGAGGCGGCUUUCGUCGAUCAGAAGCGAUUGUUUUUGAUUAUUUUCCAGCGAUUCAUUAUGAUCCUGUCGGAGCAUCUGGUGAAGUGUGACACCGACGGGCGGGACUAUGAUACGGACUGGUACCGUUGGACAGUCGGGCGGUUGCAACAGGUGUUCAUGCUGCACCAUGAACAAGUGCAGAAGUACAGCAGCACACUGGAGAGCCUUCUGUUUACAUCCGACAUCGAUCCACAUAUAUUGGAUGUGUUCCAUCAGUUUACUGCUCUUAGGUCGUAAGAAAGGAUAACCGUUUAUUUUUUUAUAUCAAACUUAACUUUCAUUGAUAAAGUACAGGUAAGUCGCAACUGAUUACGAUUACAUCGCACCCAUGCAGCGGUUCUAUUCUAUCUAACGAAUGCUAUUCAAAUACAAACAAUAAUUGCAUUGUAUGAACUAUUAUGUACUGUAAUCAUGUUGGCAAUAUACGCUACACACUUUAGAUAAACACAAAUGCGUUAAA
Messenger RNA from Toxorhynchites rutilus septentrionalis, 2806 nucleotides. RefSeq names its product nuclear cap-binding protein subunit 1 (gene Cbp80). The coding region runs from base 145 to 2583 and encodes 812 amino acids. Lineage: Eukaryota; Metazoa; Arthropoda; Insecta; Diptera; Culicidae. Gene Ontology annotation, molecular function: mRNA binding; protein binding; RNA cap binding. The record is from RefSeq and is a predicted model, not a curated record. Gene Ontology annotation, biological process: mRNA export from nucleus; nuclear-transcribed mRNA catabolic process, nonsense-mediated decay. The transcript has 7 exons. Gene Ontology annotation, cellular component: nucleus; nuclear cap binding complex.